AUGCUAGGAAACGAAGUAGAAACUUACGAUUCAAUAUGCUACGAGAUAGGAAACGAUGAGCUUAAGCCCAAUGCACCAUGGGGAUUUGCUGUGUACCGCACCUGUUACAGCGACGAAAUCUCAUGGCGCAAAAUGCGACAACACAUCGAAACAUGCAUACAAGAUACCCUCGACCAUCCGCUUCACCAUGUUCGACGGACUCUACGCAAACGUCAUCAGGUUACUUUCAUUGAAGAUGAGCAAAGACUCGAUAGCGUCAGUCCAGUCGAAGUGAAGGUCCAUUUCGACACCUGGGCUAGACAGGAACUGGCAAAGAACUGGAAAGAGACGCCAGAAAUACCAGAGGUGGGAUUGUUUCCGUAUGGAGGACCGCCAAGUCCGAAGCAGAUGAUGUUUUAUGGCUCUCGAUAUAACGUGUGCAUGGUGAUCGAUGACGUUUGCUUACAGUCCGUCGACGAGACACGCAAAUCCACCGGUCCGUUGGUCCUUCUGCUGAAGAGAGAGUGGCAACCUAUUCGUUUCAAAGAAGGCGAUGACGUGCAUCCAGAUUAUGAGGAUGGCUGGAUGAUCGACCACGACGAAGGGCCAAAUGGUUGGAUAUAUGUCCGCGCAUCUAAUUAUGUUCAACACUACAACGAUCUAAAUGAAUGGUACAACGACUGGGACGAGGACCAUAUGUUCAUGUACCCGUCCGUGGUUUACGAAGAGUUGGGUCUGAAGAGAUCACCGGGGUUUUGGAGACAAAAGACUAAUGCCCAUGAGAAGAAGUGGAAUGAGUUCAAUGCAACGAGGACGCUAUAUGUCCACUCUCUGCAUCUCAAGUACGGGCCGGUCGUUCGCAUCGCCCCCAAUGAGGUGUCGUUCACGUCAUAUGAGGCUGUCAAGGAGAUCUAUGGGUCUCUCGGAAGCGGCUACGACAAAUCCAGCUUCUACAAUUUGUUCCGGGUGUUCAAGCGCAGGACCAUGUUCUCGACUCUGGAAAAGGGCGACCAUGCAAAGCGCAAGCGCAUCAUUGCUGAUCGCUACGCGAACAGCAAUGUCGUAAAGCCUACAGCGCUCAGCGGCAUCGAGAAGCGAGCCAAGGAAUUUGUUAGGCAGUGCGGUGAACAUACCAAAACCAGCAUGGAUGUCUACAUCUCCCUCCAUGCUUAUGCCUGUGACUGUAUUACCCAUCACCUGUUUCAUCCCUAUGGAACCAACAGUCUCCAGAAGAAAGAAGAUUUGGACAUGAUGCAUCAGGUUACCAGCGACGACAGCCUUCGAAGUCGCCUCGUCCAGCACCACUAUCCUGUCUUUUAUCAAUACUUCUCGAAGCUUCUGGAUCUUUUUCUUGACCCGCGCACCACACCUUUGGCCCAGAACUUCGUCAUUGGCGCCACCUCGAAGAUCGAUCCCGCACCGUUCACUCUCUUGAACCGGCUUCAAGACAAGACUGAGAGCAGCAGCAGCGUCAAUCAGCUUGACAGUACGGACAUUGCAGCGGAAUCCAUGGAUCAUAUGGUCGCCGGCAUCGACACGACAGGAGAUUCGUUAUGCUUUCUCAUGUGGGAGCUUUCACAGCCAUCAUCCCUCGAGUUUCAGAAGAAGCUCCAAAACGAGAUUCGAGAGAAUCCCGACGUUUCUUUCGACAAGCUGUCGUACCUUGACGCCGUAGUGCAAGAAGGACUUAGAUGCUUCCCGGCUAUUCCCAUGUCUCUGCCUCGAGUAGUGCCACAUGGCGGUAAGCAGAUCGAUGGCUUUUUCGUAUCUGAGGGCAGCAUCGUAAGCAGCCAGGCAUACUCGGUCCACCGAAACAACGACGCCGUCUUCCCGAAUCCAGACGUCUUCAACCCGGAGAGGUGGAUGUCUCCUACUGGCGAAGCUGAGAGAAAGCGGCACAUGUUUGCAUUCUCACAUGGCGGUAGAGGUUGCGUUGGCAAGCAGUGA
Colletotrichum gloeosporioides is the source of this 1926-nucleotide messenger RNA. RefSeq names its product putative sterigmatocystin biosynthesis P450 monooxygenase. The record is from RefSeq and is a predicted model, not a curated record. Gene Ontology annotation, molecular function: monooxygenase activity; heme binding; iron ion binding. NCBI's taxonomy places the organism in Eukaryota, Fungi, Ascomycota, Sordariomycetes, Glomerellales, Glomerellaceae. The transcript has 6 exons. Bases 1 to 1926 code for a protein of 641 amino acids.